Messenger RNA from Coregonus sp. 'balchen', 7050 nucleotides. NCBI's taxonomy places the organism in Eukaryota, Metazoa, Chordata, Actinopteri, Salmoniformes, Salmonidae. The record is from the annotation of a GenBank genome assembly.
AACAAUCAUGGCUGCCCCUAGCAGUAGGCAAGUGCUCCGGCUUCUCUGUCAAUUCGGAGCGUUUAUUUUGACCCGAUUUGGUUUCUGGAACUGCUUUACCAUGCUGAUGCUCUUUGCCGAGCGUGCGGAUGUAAAACGGUAAGUGCAGUGUAUAUAUAGCUAUGGUAGUACAGGUCACGUUUCUGCAGUCGUAGGCUAGAUCAUGACUCUCAGUUCCAUUACACUACACAAGUGUCAUUGGACGAGUGCGACUUCUGUGUGGGGUGUUUUGUUAAGAGGCCAGACGCUCAAUCUGAACACGCCUCGCUGCGAGAAAUAUAUAUUUUUUAAAUAACUAAAGGUUAAAUUGAUACACACCUUGUUAGAGUUCUCAGAAGGCCAUAUCUCCAUGUUACAGCACUUCUUUAUUGAAGACAAGAGGUGACCACCUGUGCUAAUUAGAAGAGUCAUUGUCUGUUCCAGUCCUGGCCAUUCUGCUGCCCUAGGCAAUACAAAAAAGAGCUGCCUACAAUAGUCCCAGUAAGCAAAAUGAUGUUGGAAAGACGUCUAAAAUACGUAUUUUUUCCAGAUGUUGAAGUUAGGUUAAAUUUAGGUUCUGAAUAAAAGGUGAAAAUACGUAUUUUCCGGAUGUUGAAAUCAGGUUCAUUUUCGGUUUUGAAUUAAAGUUGAAAAUGUCAUUUAUAGACGUCUGUUUGGGCCAAAUCAAGACAAGUCCAGACUGGACAAAAUCUGAACCAAACAUAGACGUCUAUGAUUGGUUCAGAUUUGGUCCGGACAAAAAAACGACUUCUGUGGAAGUCGAGGCUGGUCCGGACUGUACCAAAAAAAAGACGUCCAAAGGUUGUCCUCGUCGGUCCUUGCUUACUAAGGGUUAGCCUACAGCAGGGAUGGGCAACCAGUCCUCAGGGGCCAGAAUGGUGUCAUACUUUUUCACCAUCCCAAGUCAGCACAGCUGAUGAAACUAAUUGCAUUCUAAACUAAAGAUUGUGAUUAGUUGAUUAUUGGUGUCAGAUUUGUUAGUAUGACACCAAUCAGGCCCCAGAGGACUGGGGUUGCCCAUCCCUGGCCUACAGUUUUGCCUUAAAUGUAAUUUUAGGAAUGCCCAUCUGUGGUAUGCCUACCAUUUGUAAAACACAAAAAAAAGACGUCCGAACAGGACCAAAAAAAGAAGUCCAAAAGGCAUCAGUCCGUGCUUACUGGGAUGUAGGCUACCAUGUUGGCCUGCAAUGGAAUUUUAUGGCUUUAUUAGUUCUGAUUCCUGUGACUAAUCAAUUUGGCUAUUUAAGCUCUGAAUAGCAGCUACCCGACUUUAUCAGGAGGAGUUGUCCUGAGCUUAUUUGCAAUGUUACACAGCAGGAAAUGCAGAAGUAUAUAUAUUUUUCGCUAUGAUCAGCUCGUAAAACAAUUACAGAUACACACGUAACCACUGAUCAUGACAGCAGUUGUGAGUAGCCGGAUUGUCCAUUCCAUAUUCUCCAUUUUACUUUGACCUGUCCUGUUUUUAGGAAAUGUUUGUUAACAUGUCAGCCCAUUUUUUUAUUUUUUUUUCAUUUGAUUGGGCGCCAUUUAGGCUAGGCUAUUUGAUCAGAGAAACCCGCAUGAUGUAAAAUGUUUCCAUCUCAGUACAUUGUCAUACAUUUGAUCUCCAGCCUGUAGGCUACAGAAAAGGCCACGUAAUAUUUAUGUACAUUUUUGGGACGGAAUGUUGGUGGAGCGCUGCAGCGUCGUCUCUCCAACAGCACCCUGGAGAGGAGCGCUGGGAAUGGACAAGAUAAAUAUUUUGUGUCCCCGCCUUUGACAAAGUGGCCAUUGCUUAUCAUAGGGCAGCAUCAGGGCUCACCUAAAAAGCCCAUAUGCCACUGGUUGAGAGAAAAUGUAAUUGUUUUGGGGCAGAAUUGUCAGGUUUUAUGUUGUUGGAGGUGCGUCUUGGCCAGUUCAUCACAGAAAAUGCCACCCUCAUCAGUCUUGCCACCAUAGGCGUUUGCCUAAUGAGCUAUCUAGCGUGCUCCCAACACCUGUGUGUACGGUUAGUGUAGCGGAAGUGUAGUUUGGUCUGAUGGAGGCACCAUAGCUGUAUGGAUCUGUAACUGCUACAGUGUAGUUUAGUAGGAUGGAGGCACCAUAGCUGUAUGGAUCUGUAACUGCUACAGUGUAGUUUAGUAGGAUGGAGGCACCAUAGCUGUAUGGAUAUGUAACUUCUACAGUGUAGUUUAGUAGGAUGGAGGCACCACAGAUGUAUGGAUCUGUAACUGCUACAGUGUAGUUUAGUAGGAUGGAGGCACCACAGCUGUAUGGAUCUGUAACUGCUACAGUGUAGUUUAGUAGGAUGGCGGCACCAUAGCUGUAUGGAUCUGUAACUGCUACAGUGUAGUUUAGUAGGAUGGAGGCACCAUAGCUGUAUGUAUCUGUAACUGCUACAGUGUAGUUUGGUCGGAUGGCGGCACCAUAGCUGUAUGGAUCUGUAUCUGCUACAGUGUAGUUUGGUCGGAUGGCGGCACCACAGCUGUAUGGAUCUGAAACUGCUACAGUGUAGUUUAGUAGGAUGGAGGCACCACAGCUGUAUGGAUCUGUAACUGCUACAGUGUAGUUUAGUAGGAUGGAGGCACCACAGCUGUAUGGAUCUGUAACUGCUACAGUGUAGUUUAGUAGGAAUGGCGGCACCACAUCUGUAUGGAUCUGUAACUGCUACAGUGUAGUUUAGUAGGAUGGAGGCACCAUAGCUGUAUGGAUCUGUAACUGCUACAGUGUAGUUUAGUAGGAUGGCGGCACCAUAGCUGUAUGGAUCUGUAACUGCUACAGUGUAGUUUAGUAGGAUGGCGGCACCACAUCUGUAUGGAUCUGUAACUGCUACAGUGUAGUUUAGUAGGAUGGAGGCACCAUAGCUGUAUGGAUCUGUAACUGCUACAGUGUAGUUUAGUAGGAUGGCGGCACCACAGCUGUAUGGAUCUGUAACUGCUACAGUGUAGUUUAGUAGGAUGGCGGCACCACAGCUGUAUGGAUCUAUAACUGCUACAGUGUAGUUUGGUCGGAUGGCGGCACCAUAGCUGUAUGGAUCUGUAACGGCUACAGUGUAGUUUAGUAGGAUGGAGGCACCACAGCUGUAUGGAUCUGUAACUGCUACAGUGUAGUUUAGUAGGAUGGAGGCAACACAGCUGUAUGGAUCUGUAACUGCUACAGUGUAGUUUAGUAGGAUGGAGGCACCAUAGCUGUAUGGAUCUGUAACUUCUACAGUGUAGUUUAGUAGGAUGGAGGCACCACAGCUGUAUGGAUCUGUAACUGCUACAGUGUAGUUUAGUAGGAUGGAGGCACCAUAGCUGUAUGGAUCUGUAACUGCUACAGUGUAGUUUAGUAGGAUGGAGGCACCAUAGCUGUAUGUAUCUGUAACUGCUACAGUGUAGUUUGGUCGGAUGGCGGCACCACAGCUGUAUGGAUCUGUAACUGCUACAGUGUAGUUUAGUAGGAUGGAGGCACCAUAGCUGUAUGGAUCUGUAACUGCUACAGUGUAGUUUAGUAGGAUGGAGGCACCACAGCUGUAUGGAUCUGUAACUGCUACAGUGUAGUUUAGUAGGAUGGCGGCACCAUAGCUGUAUGGAUCUGUAACUGCUACAGUGUAGUUUAGUAGGAUGGAGGCACCAUAGCUGUAUGGAUCUGUAACUGCUACAGUGUAGUUUAGUAGGAUGGAGGCACCACAGCUGUAUGGAUCUGUAACUGCUACAGUGUAGUUUAGUAGGAUGGAGGCACCACAGCUGUAUGGAUCUGUAACUGCUACAGUGUAGUUUAGUAGGAUGGAGGCACCACAGCUGUAUGGAUCUGUAACUGCUACAGUGUAGUUUAUAUUUUUUAUUUGAAGGAUUCUUUCUCGCUGAUGAAAGAUGAGGGCCAUAUGUUUCUAAACGUUAAAACACAGCGGCGGGAUUGUAGUUCACAUGGAGUACUCCUGGGCGAAGUUAAUGACUGAACUGUAUGGAGAAGGCAGAAAGCCACCAAGAGUUUUCUAGGGCUACUAAUAGUCUAACCAGAGGAUUGGCUUUACAGCGUCACUUUGCUUGUUAGUUUAGCUACUUUAUUGACAGACAGCUAUUUACUAACCCGUUUUCUGGUUUAUGAACGUGCUCAUUUGGUUGUUUUUAAAAGAACUCUAUAAAAUAUUGAAUAUGUUAAUCUUUCAUUAUGAGUGUUCCACCCUGUAGUUUAUUUGGUAGACAUCUCCAGUUACCUUACUCUGAUCAGGUCAUAUGGUCUAGGUUACUCCUAUACAGUGACUGCUUGACAUUGGCUUAUAUACCAUGUGAGAAGGUAACAUUCAUGUAUUAUUGUUACCCUAGCUAUAAUUUCAUAAUUCCGAAGAGGCUUUUUACAAAGAAUACCAAGUCAUGUACAUUUGAGUCAUUUAGCAGAUGCUCUAUCUAGAGUGACUUACAAAUAGUGUGCAUUCAUCUCUUUGGCGUUAUGAAAUCAUAGCUAUUGUUACCCAUGAGUGUAAUCUAUGAGAGUUGAUUUGGGAUCUGAACAUUGAUUUUAGAUUAUAACAAAAUGUCAGUGCUGUAAUUAACUUUCUGCUCUCUUCAUCUCCAGGAAACCUGACAUCCAGGUUCCCUACCUGUACUUUGACAUGGGGGCAUCAGUGCUGUGUGCCAGCUUCAUGUCCUUUGGAGUGAAGAGGAGGUGGUUUGCACUGGGUGCUGCCAUACAGUUAUCUAUCAGCACCUACGCUUCUUAUAUCGGUGAACAGGUGCACUACAGUGACUGGCUGAAGGUGAGUACUGCCUGUGCAUAGCAGCACCGAGGUGGAGUGGACAUCCCUAGAGGAAAUGUAGUUGUAGGCCAUUGUCUUACUUACAUCAGAUAGCGUGACAACUCCGUCUGCACUGAGAACGGUGCGUGGCGUAGGAAUGACACAACCUGACGGAAGACAAUGAGUAGUGGGCUGUAUUUAGUCAAACAGUGCAUACCUUUUUAUUGGGUAAUACUGGGUGCAGGGCCAAAAAACCUGACCUGACAAAUAUUAUUUUAGGAUUAAUUAAAAUAUUGUGUUGGAAAAAUUGAGUGAGUUUUGCAUCCCCCUUCACCACAUCUCUAGGAAAGCUCAACUGACCUUCUGUAUUAGAGGUUGACACGAGAGUGAAAAUGCAUUCCUGUCCCGUCCUGUCAAUUAUUUUCCUGUACUGUCCUGAUCCCACAAACAGUUGUAUAACCCCAGAACAUUCCUGUCCCUUCCCGAUAAAAAUCACUCCCGUCCAGUGCUCAUUUUUGCACGCAGAAAUAUGUAUGUUAUUGUGUUUGUUUAGGAAGUAUUACAUUAUUUCAGUAAACCAAUAUCGGACUGUGAUAUAUGGUUGUUUUACCCAUUUUAGUUAUAUGCACUGACUGUAGGCCUAAGUCGCUCUGGAUAAGAGCGUAUUCUUAAUGGCCUAAAGAUGGAUUAAGGCUGGAGGAUGAGGACGGAGACCCCAGCAGGAUGGUCUGCUCAGCACAGCACCAGCAUAAAACUGUAACCUACAGUUGAGCACUGCGCACAUAUGAACAUUUACAACACAUUAACAUUAACAACAUGAAUAUGCAAAUACAACAUUAAAAUAAACUGCGCGGCAGUACUGCAUAAGUCAAUCUUUUUGUAUUUCACUCUUCACCUCAGAUGGCACGGGUUUAGUUAAAUGCGCCAACAAUUGAGCUUGACGGUAAAGUUGUUGGGAGUAGAGCAGCUAUGGCCGCUUGUCCCGCUCUCCUGUUAGUAGCCUAUUUGAUUAAACCGCAGCAUUUUUUUUACAAGCCGUGUACUCGGUUCCUUCAUUGUCAAAGACAACUCCAUCAAAUGUAGCUUAAACAUCGCUCUUUCCUAGUCUCUAAUGUUAGUGAUAGGUCCUUGGCUGCAACAAGACGUUGCAAUUCCUCUAUUGAAGGCGUCGUCAUUUAACCUACUGACAUAGAUUGGCCUCUGAGGUAGCCUAUAGUGACUGGCGGGAGGGGGAAAUUACCCAUUUUUAAAUAGAUUUUAUUAAGUAAACGAUAUUUAGGUCAAGCCUACAGUUGUUUUUUCUGAAAUGCUCCACACAUGACAUACAGUAUUCCCGCCCCAGAAACUCUGUUUAUAACUAUUCCUGUACUGCCCAUUCCUGUGGACUGUUGAUUCUGUCCCGAACUUGACUCCCAUUGCUGCCAGAAUCCCGUGGGACCCGUGGGAGUCCUGUUUCCGUGUCAACCUCUAUUCUGUAUCUUGUGUGAUCUGUAGGUAAGGAUGUACUCCAGAGCCCUGGCUAUCAUCGGGGGUUUCCUGGUCCUAGCCAGUGGUGCGGGGGAGGUAUACAGACAGAAACAUCGCACCAGAUCGCUGCAGGCCACCGGACAGGUCUUCAUAGGGGUCUACCUCAUCUGUAUGGUGAGACAAACAACCUGCUACAGUGAUUUAGCUAACUACUUCUAGCUACAGUGUUUGACCUAGAAAUAAGCACUGUGAUGGGAAUCCCCCUCCUCCAUCCUUAAAAUCAAUUACUGUAGACCUAGAAACCCUGACAGCAAAAGGCCUAGAUUUUCCCUGAUUAAAUAGUGUCUGAUUAGGACAAGUGUCAAUGUUGAUAUGAGAGAGAUGGAUCGAUAUAGAGCAAAUCAUUAUACAAACAGGUGCAACAAACAUACAGUAGUAGACUGUCUAAAGAAACGACUCAAUGCAGCGCUGUGUUCCCUCCACCAGGUGUACUCGCUCCAGCAUAGUAAAGAGGAUAGGAUGGCCUACCUAAACCACAUCCCUGGUGGGGAGAUUACCCUGAUGCUGCUGGUGGUGCUGUUUGGGGUGCUGGCCCUGGCCUUCCUCUCUGGCUGUUACGUCCGCCUGGCCUCACAGAUCCUGGCCGUGGUCCUGCCACUUGUCCUCCUCUUCAUCGACGGUAACCUGGGCUACUGGCACAACACGCGCCAUGUAGAGUUCUGGAACCAGUUGAAGCUGAUGGGGCAUAACGUGGGUAUAUUUGGGACUGUGCUGAUCCUAGCUACAGACGGCUGAAGGAUGGGCGUGUUCGCUGGCUUUCAUGCAAUGGACACCUUGGCAGACUGAAG